CGGCGCGCCAGACGUGGGAGCUCGAGAACGACGUCGUCGAGCUCGACCCGCGCACCGAUGCCAUCUUCCACCACGACCCCGCCGAACAGCGCCGCAUCCUAGCCGAGGCGCCGUGGAAGCGCGAGUGAGUGCGGGGCUGCAGCGUUGGAAGCAUGGCACAUGCGCAGAGGCCUGUGCCGGCGGACUCGCAUGCAGUACGCUGUGUGGACGCACGCCGGCACGCAGACCGGUCGUACUGUCUGCUGCAGCAGAGCUCGAGGCAAAUCAAAUGCGCACACAUCCUGUGGCGAAGCUGACUACUACUCCCGUACAGCCCGCACUUCUUCCAGCGCGUGCGCAUCUCGAGCGUCGCGCUCAUCAAGAUGGUGAUGCAUGCGCGCUCGGGCGGCAUCUACGAGAUCAUGGGCCUCAUGCAGGGCAAGAUCGACGUCGCCUCGCGCUCGCUCGUCGUUAUGGACGCCUUCGCGCUGCCCGUGCAGGGCACCGAGACGCGCGUCAAUGCGCAGAACGAGGCGUACGAGUACAUGAUCCAGUUCAAGGAGGGCAGCGAGCAGGUCGGACGCCUCGAGAACGUCGUCGGCUGGUACCACUCGCACCCCGGCUACGGCUGCUGGCUCUCGGGCAUCGACGUGAACACGCAGAUGACCAAUCAGCAGCACCAAGAUCCCUUCGUGGCCAUCGUUAUCGACCCGAACCGGACCAUCUCGGCUGGCCGAGUCGACAUCGGCGCGUUCCGCACGUACCCUGAGAACUACAAGCCGCCAUCGGCCGGCCCGUCUGAGUACCAGUCCAUUCCGCUCUCGAAGAUCGAGGACUUUGGCGUGCAUGCGAACAGCUACUACCCGCUGCAAGUCGAGCACUUCAAGUCGUCGCUCGACACGGCGCUGCUCGACCUGCUGUGGAACAAGUACUGGGUCGCGACGCUGUCGCAGAGCCCGCUUGUCGUCAACCGCGGCUACGCAGCGGGCCAGGUGGCGGACCUGGCGGAGAAGCUGGCACGCGCGGACGGCGCGACGCGCGGCAAGUCGCAGACCACUGCGCCUCUGAAGGAGGAGAAUGCGCAGCUGGCCCGCGGCGAGCGAGUGGCGAAGCUGAAGGAGGAGAUUGCGCGGCGAGAGGAGGAUGCGCCGCUGGCCAAGGCUGCGCGCGACGGCACAAAGAUUUCGGCAGAGGCGCACCACGGCCUCAUCUCGCAAGCGCUCAAGGACGUGCUCUUCAACGGCGGCGGCGCGGCUGCACCUCUGCCGCGAUGAGAGCCGAGAACCUCACCUGGCCCGACGACACAUCUGUACCACCACACGCACACACGAGAGACAUCCUGAUCAACAGCCACAUCGAGAUCCUUUGGGACGACCGAGCAUGGCAGUCUGCCAGGCGGCGCGCGCGUGUCUACGUGGUAAAGGGUGAGAGGGGCGUGAAGUCGUGCAAGUCAUGUCUGGUGAAAGAA
Tilletiopsis washingtonensis is the source of this 1447-nucleotide messenger RNA. RefSeq names its product Mov34-domain-containing protein. The transcript has 4 exons. Lineage: Eukaryota; Fungi; Basidiomycota; Exobasidiomycetes; Entylomatales. Gene Ontology annotation, cellular component: COP9 signalosome; cytoplasm. The record is from RefSeq and is a predicted model, not a curated record. Gene Ontology annotation, molecular function: metallopeptidase activity; protein binding; deNEDDylase activity. Bases 363 to 1253 code for a protein of 296 amino acids. Gene Ontology annotation, biological process: protein deneddylation.